This is a messenger RNA of Penicillium taxi, 1863 nucleotides long. RefSeq names its product DEAD/DEAH box helicase. Gene Ontology annotation, cellular component: nucleus. The record is from RefSeq and is a predicted model, not a curated record. Bases 1 to 1863 code for a protein of 620 amino acids. Gene Ontology annotation, molecular function: RNA binding; ATP binding; RNA helicase activity. Lineage: Eukaryota; Fungi; Ascomycota; Eurotiomycetes; Eurotiales; Aspergillaceae. The transcript is spliced from 4 exons.
AUGUCUUCUGAUGUGGCUUAUAGCGAUGGCCCUCCUGAGAAUUACGAUAUGUUUGUCGAUGCUCAGGCUGGUGACAUCCAGGCUGCCGACAUCCUGGCCGCCGAUAUCCUGGCUGGACAUUUUCAGACAGGCGAUGACUUAGCAUGCACCACUUAUGGUGGCAAUGAUCCGGGCGGUGACGUCCAAAAUGGCGACGAAGAUCUCAAGCCCCCUCAGCAGCGCGGCUGGAUUGAACCAAGCGCCUACGAUUACGAAAGUUUCGCGCAGCAUGGCGCCACAGCUAGUGCUAUGUGGGCUGGCGGUGCUGCUCGCUAUGAGUGGCAGGACGACUUUGGUGAUAUCGCUCCUCGCGACCUCCAGCUUGAAGAGGAGCUGUUUAAUGGUAACAACUCCUCGUCCGCUGGUGACCACAUCCACAAUCUUAACAACGUUCCUCCCGUCUACGCCGAGAGUACUAACAAGGUUGACCCAAUUGACAGCUGGGAGGAUGCCGGCCUGCACCCUACAGUUCUCGAGAACAUCGCACUUUGCAAGUGGGAGGCCCCCACUAUCAUCCAACGUUGCACCAUUCCCGCGAUUACGCAGAACAAGGACUUGAUCGCCGUUGCUCAUACUGGUUCUGGCAAAACCGGUGCAUACUUGAUCCCCAUUUGCUCUAAGCUCAUGGGCAAAAAGAAGAAGUGGGCUGCCCCACGCCCUCGCCCUGGGUCCGGUGAUGAGCGCCUGCAGCGAGUCACCGCUGAGCCUCUUGUGCUCAUCUUGGUUCCCACGCGUGAGCUAGCAACUCAAAUCUUCGAUGAGACUCGCCGUCUCUGCUACCGUUCGAUGCUUCGCCCCUGCGUCGCUUACGGUGGUGCUCCCAUUAGAAUGCAGCGCGAGGAUCUGCAGAUGGGAUGUGAUCUCCUGAUUGGUACUACUGGUCGGAUCCUGGACUUUAUGAGCCAGCCCCAUGUGCUUUCGUUCAAGCGCAUCAAGUUUGUUGUGCUUGAUGAAGCUGACGAGAUGCUGCACUCAGAUUGGCAGGAGGACGUUCGCCGCAUCAUCUCCGGCGGUGAUAUGAAUGAGGAUGCUGACAAGCGUAUCUUGCUGUUCUCGGCUACUUUCAGCAAGGCAUGUCGCGAGGUUGCCUGCGAAUAUCUCGACCUGGACUAUAUUGGCAUCUCGAUUGGCCGUCCCGGUAGCUCUCACGUCAACGUGAAGCAGCAGAUUUUCUACGCAGAGCGCGAGAUGAAGGACAAGGCGUUGUACGACCUUAUUCUUAGCUGCCACCCUGCCCGUACCCUGUGCUUUGUCGGUAGCAAGGCUGGUGUCGACCAUGUCGACGAUUUCCUUUUCCAUAUGGGUAUCCCCGUUACCUCGAUCCACGGUGACCGUACUCAGCUGGAGCGUGAGGACGCAAUACGUUCUUUCCGCGACGCAAAGUCGCCCGUGAUGGUUGCCACUGGCCUCUCGGCCCGCGGCCUCGACAUUCCGCGCAUCAUGCACGUUAUCAACUAUGAUCUCCCUCGUACCGAGCACGGCGGUAUCACCGAGUACAUUCAUAGAAUUGGACGUACCGCUCGCAUUGGCAACUUGGGAGUUGCCUCCUCGUUCUACAACGAGUAUGACGAGGAAAUUGCCAGUAACCUGGUGAAGGUUCUUCUUGAGAACAAGGAACCCAUUCCGGAUUUCCUGGAAGUUUUCCGUCCCAAGGGUGAUAAGCUUGUUUUCGAAAGCGAUGAUGAGGAGCCUAACUCCGGCUCUGAUACUGAGAAUGGUGGAAGCAAUGACGGUGAUGAACAGGCUGCUUCUUGGGAUGACGAGGACUCCACCUGGGACGAUAAGCCUCCCGCCACCAAGAGCAAGAACGACGAUGACUGGUAG